Molecule: messenger RNA, 1194 nt
Organism: Ixodes scapularis (black-legged tick)
Lineage: Eukaryota; Metazoa; Arthropoda; Arachnida; Ixodida; Ixodidae
Product: cholesterol 7-desaturase nvd-like
Exons: 5
Coding region: 1-1194 (397 amino acids)
Biological process (GO): cholesterol metabolic process; chlorophyll biosynthetic process
Cellular component (GO): chloroplast
Molecular function (GO): 2 iron, 2 sulfur cluster binding; chlorophyllide a oxygenase activity
Source: RefSeq, a predicted model, not a curated record
AUGAACACCAAAACACUCAUCGAGCAUCCACCGCUGCAGCCUAUGGACAUGAAGAUUCUUGAAUUCCGCAAGUGGUUCUCUCAGUUCCUCAGCGAGAACAGCCCCACCUGGCAAACAGUGCGAGAACGCACGCUGCAGUGGUAUCCCCGCCAAGAUCUAAUUCCUGUCUUUCCCAAUGGAUGGAUCCCCGUGUUGGAAUCAUCUGAGCUCGGAAAGGAGGAUGUCAAACGAAUAGACCUUCUCGGCUUGGAGCUGGUGGCAUUCCGGACCAGAGAUGGCGUUGCCUGCGUAGCUGACGCCUACUGCCCGCACCUGGGCGCCCACCUUGGCUCGGUGGGCCGCGUGGUGGGAGACUGCAUCGAGUGCCCAUUCCACGGCUGGAGGUUUAGCGGCACGACAGGAGCUUGCACUCACGCACCUUUCGCGCCUAAAGUUCCGGAGUUUGUGAAACUGAAAAAAUGGGAAGUACACGAAGUGCUAGGAUUCCUGUUUGUGUGGCACCACGCCGAAGGGGAAGAGCCGUCCUGGCGCAUCGAGGACAUUCCCCAGAUCACCAACGGCAACUGGAAGCUGUUUUGCCGUUUCGACAACAGAAUCAGCUGCCACAUUCGAGACAUCAUCGAAAAUGGUUUCGACACGGCUCACGUGAAGCACUUGCACAAGCCAAACGUCCUUCUUUCUGCCGACACAUUUUUACGAAGCGGUGGAGAGAGCCUUUGGGCGCGUUGUACGAUGAACCAUUGGACAGCCAAGAACAGGGUCGAGGCGCACAGAUGUUUCAACGAAUUCGAUGCCGAUGUGUCGAUCCUCGGCAAGCGGAGGCAAGUCUUCCGGACUAUGGUGAAAACACAAAACAUUGGGCCGGCGUUGAUACUAGAUCAUGUUCAGAGCAAAUUUGGGACCGCCUGGGUGGUGAUGGCGGUACUUCCCGAGAAGCCCCUACAAAUGCGCCUCAUUCAGAGGAUGCACUUUGAACCGAAUGCCUCGUGGUUCUUCCGGUACUUCCUUAGCAAGGCUCACCUCUAUCAGUUUGAAAGAGACAUCUUGAUAAUGAACACCAAAAGUCUCAACGAGCGUCCACCGCUGCAGCCUAUCGACAUGAACAUACGUGAAUUCCGCAAGUGGUUUUCUCAGUUUCUCAGCGAGAACAGCCCAACCUGGCAAACAGUACGAGAACGCACACUGCAGUGGUAA